Anopheles cruzii is the source of this 1134-nucleotide messenger RNA. Its product is annotated as achaete-scute complex protein T8-like. The transcript is spliced from 2 exons. Lineage: Eukaryota; Metazoa; Arthropoda; Insecta; Diptera; Culicidae. Gene Ontology annotation, molecular function: RNA polymerase II transcription regulatory region sequence-specific DNA binding; DNA-binding transcription factor activity, RNA polymerase II-specific; protein dimerization activity. The record is from RefSeq and is a predicted model, not a curated record. Bases 1 to 1134 code for a protein of 377 amino acids. Gene Ontology annotation, biological process: regulation of transcription by RNA polymerase II; developmental process.
AUGUCAUCGAUCAACGGCGGAGAUCAGCAACAGCAGCCAGCAAUCACCAUGCGGCGUGGCGGCCUGGUGACGUCACUCAACCCCACGCCCCAACACAAGCGGGCCAAGCUGAAGGAGAACCAGAUGGAUCUCCAGAUCUCGAGCGUGGGGCCAACGCCCAACGCCCUGAAGCGGAAGCUCCCGCUCGGGAACUACAUGUCGGACAACAUCAUGUCGCUGGCGACGGUGACGCCACGCUCCCGGAAAGAGUCCCUGACGGCCGGCCCCGGACGGAAGCGGUCCAGCGGCGGUGACCUCGUGGUGUCCGCGGUCGAGCGACGCAACGCCCGCGAGCGGAACCGGGUGCAGCAGGUCAACAACGGGUUUGCGGCACUCCGCGAGCGCAUCCCGGACGAGAUAGCGGCGGCGUUUGAGGUGACAACGCCGGCGACCCCGGCGACCCCGACGACGCCGGCGGCCCGCGGGAUCCACAAGAAGCUCAGCAAGGUCGAAACGCUCCGGAUGGCGGUCGAGUACAUCAAGUGUCUGGAGCGCGUCCUGGCGGUCACCGCACGGACGUCCCAGCCGACGGGCGACUACGAGCGGGAGCAGCACGACGGCCUGGAGCUGCCCGCGACUCCACCACCGGAACCGUCGAUUCACGUGGCCGGUCCACUGCCACCGGCCAGCUUCUUCCUUGCCAUCAAACCUCGUGCCAUUCCGGGUGGGCCCAACGAUGCAGCACCCGGGGGUGCGGGGGCCGCUGGUGCGGGUGGUCGUCAGCUGGUGACGGCCCCGCGCUUCGAUCACACGCAGAUCACCAUCAUCAACGGGCACCAGUACAUCCGCAUCCCGGGCACCAACACGUUCCAGUUCCUGGACCCCGAGAGCCUCUACGGGGAGGAUGUGCUAGCGGAGGCCGGAACCGGAGCCGGGGACUACAGCGAAGGGGAGGAGGAGGAGGAGGACGAUGGGUCGUGUUCGAGCAACGUCGGGGAUCUGCUGAGUGAGUCGGCCAUCGUGGCCCUGUCGCCCCAGAGUAACUUCACGCUCGAGCCGGACGGUGACUCGAAGCGGGACCUGGACCUUCCCAUGGGCAGUCAGGGGGGCAUCCUGCAAUUCCUCGAUUUGCAUUCGCCUUGCGGUACGAUGUAA